UGUCGAAGGUUAAUACUUGGGUUUGGGUUAUGACCUUAUCUGAGAGUAAGAAAUGAAAGUAAAUGACCAAGAGCCAGGAAAGCAUGCUGCAAGAAUGUGGGAGCAUAGAAGACUAUGAAAUACAAGGGGAGGGAACACUGGACCAUCACCUAAACCCAGGUGGCUGUGUUCUCUACUCUUCCGGAAUGAAGGGGCCAGAUUCUGGCCUACCUCAACUCUAGAUUACCAUUCCCCAAUGGAUUGAGGGAAGCAUACCUUUGCCUCACAGUAUCAAGUACUCCCUAACCCACUGUGAAGGGAAGUUCCUGCUUGGAAUCUAGAAGACAGCACAAAGAGGAAAGAAUCAAGGGAGAAGAGGCAUCUUCAGGACUCCCAGUCAAGUCCCCACUGGCAUUUGAGCUAGAUGCAGUAGACUGGGGCAGGGGAGCAUUGCCUCUCUGGGGGAAAAAGCAAAGAGUGAAAUCACUUAAUGUCAGAAAUCUGGUUUACAGAUGAGGCAUGCAUAGAGAGGGUCUCUAAGUAGAGUACUUCUGAAUUGGUGAAACCAUAAAGCCUAGAGGCCAUGCCUAGUUUCUAGUCACCCUUCUGGUGACCUGAAUCCGUCCCAGAAAUAUUUCCCCUACCAUAAGCUGUGAUGCUCAUUCUGUAGCUCAAGUCUGGAUCUCAGGAAAGCUGAGUGCUAUAGUCAUCAGCUGGCAUUGAGAUUCCUUAAAGCAUUGCUGGAAAGUCAGAGCUAGACUCUACAUGAUCCUAACAAAUCUCUCUUCUCAUGUCAGCAGUGGUUAGCAGGAUGGGGGUGGGAGUGGGAACACAUGGGCUUUGCCUCCUCCAUAAGGACAAACUUUUGUUGGUUCAAGCAAGUAGUGGAAGCUUCUGAAAUCAUGCAGGAAGUUGCUGGGACAGAACACUGAGAAGUUUUGUACCACUUUGUCUUUCCUGUUGAGCACCAUCUGAGCUGUCAAAUUUUGCUGCCAAGGGGGCUGAAUCAACCUGCAGCACGAAAUAAGUGGGGAAGUAGGAGGCUUCUGUGACACAGAUUUGCAGCCUGUUCCUAAGGUUUCCAGGACUGAGGAGACUUCAUAAUUGGUUGAGAGCAGACAGACUUUUUGGCCAAUCAGACUAAGAGCUGAGGUGGGGGAUCUGCUCUUCUUGCCCGCCUCUCCUCCCCCAGCUCCCCAGCUCCACUCAGAUUUAAUUCCCCCUUCCCCCCUACCCACCCCCGCCAUUCGGUGACUAAGAGGAACUGCUGCAGGCAGGCAAACCUCAGAGCAGUUUUUAAGAGGCUGGAAGGAGACACAAGAGGUUUCAGCUGCUACAUUCCAAGCCCUGGGUCUACCUUGGAGACAGGACAGCACAGAGUCAGUGUCCAGGAGGGACUUCUGGGUCAUGGGGCCCAAGAUACCCCCACAGCUCGCUGGGAAAUGGCAAGUGCUGUGCAUGUUGUCCUUGUGCUGCUGGGGCUGGGUGUCUGGGCAGCUUCGUUACUCAGUGGUGGAGGAGUCUGAGCCGGGGACGCUGGUGGGAAAUGUUGCUCAGGACCUAGGCUUAAAGGUGACAGAUCUGAUGAGCCGUGGACUGCGGUUGGGCUCUGAGGAAAAGGGGCACUAUUUUUCCCUGAGCUUGAUGAGUGGUGGUCUGGCAGUAAAUCAAAAGAUUGACCGAGAGAGCCUGUGUGGAGCCAGUACCAGCUGCCUGUUGCCAGUCCAGGUGGUGACCGAACACCCACUGGAACUAAUCCGUGUAGAGGUAGAGAUCCUGGAUCUCAAUGACAACUCUCCUAGCUUUGCCAGCCCUGAGCGAGAGAUACGCAUCUCAGAAUCAGCUGCUGUGGGGGCACGAUUCCCACUAGAUAGUGCCCAGGAUCCAGAUGUGGGCACCAAUACUGUGAGCUUCUACACUCUGAGCCCCAACAACCACUUCUCUCUGAAUGUGAAGACCCUAAAAGAUGGGAAGCUAUUCCCAGAGCUGGUGCUAGAGCAGCAGCUGGACCGUGAAGCUCAGGCAAAACAUCAGUUGGUGCUCACUGCUGUGGAUGGGGGUGUCCCAGCCCGCUCAGGGACCGCCCUUAUCUCUAUCACUGUGCUGGACAUCAACGAUAAUGCUCCAACCUUCCAGUCCUCAGUUCUUCGUGUGGGACUCGCAGAGAAUGCACCCGUGGGUACACUGCUGCUCCGCCUCAAUGCCACUGAUCCGGACGAAGGCACCAAUGGCCAACUAGACUAUUCUUUUGGAGACCAUACAUCUGAGGCAGUGCGGAAUCUCUUUGGCCUAGAUCCUAGCAGUGGAGCAAUCCAUGUGUUGGGUCCCAUAGACUUUGAGGAGUCAAGUUUCUAUGAAAUUCAUGCAAGGGCCCGUGAUCAGGGACAGCCAGCCAUGGAAGGCCACUGUGUGAUUCAAGUGGAUGUGGGGGAUGCCAAUGACAAUGCCCCAGAGGUACUACUGGCCUCUUUGGUCAACCCGGUCCUGGAGAGCACACCAGUGGGCACAGUAGUGGGAUUGUUUAAUGUGCGGGACAGAGACUCGGGGAGGAACGGUGAAGUGAGCCUUGAUAUCUCUCCAGACCUGCCUUUUCAGAUUAAGCCCUCUGAGAACCACUACUCACUGCUCACCAGCCAGCCCUUGGACCGUGAGGCCACAUCCCACUAUAUCAUUGAGCUGCUGGCCAGUGACGCGGGCUCACCUCCCCUGCACGCACAUCUCACCAUCAGGCUCAACAUUUCCGAUGUUAAUGACAAUGCCCCCUACUUCACCCAGCAGCUCUAUACUGCGUACAUCCCGGAAAACCGGCCUCCAGGCUCCCUUCUCUGCACGGUGGCUGCCUCCGAUCCAGACACCGGGGAUAACGCCCGGCUCACCUACUCCAUCAUAGGGAAUCAGAUCCAGGGAGCCCCAGCCUCCUCCUUCGUAUAUGUCAACCCCGAGGAUGGGCGGGUCUUUGCCCAACGCACCUUUGACUACGAAUUGCUGCAGAUGAUGCAGAUCACGGUGGGGGUGCGAGACUCUGGGUCUCCCCCGCUGCAUGCCAACACCUCUCUGCAUGUGUUUGUCCUGGACCAGAAUGAUAAUGCCCCGGCUGUGCUGCACCCAAGACCCGGCUGGGAACUGCCAGCCCCCCAGCGUCUCCCUCGCUCGGCGCCUCCUGGCUCCUUGGUCACCAAGGUGACAGCUGUGGAUGCGGACGCAGGCCACAAUGCAUGGCUCUCUUAUUCGCUGUUGCCACAGUCCACAGCCCCAGGACUGUUCCUGGUGUCGGCACACACCGGUGAGGUGCGCACAGCCCGGGCCUUGCUGGAGGAUGACUCUGACACCCAGCAGGUGGUGGUCCUGGUGAGGGACAACGGUGACCCUGCCCUCUCCUCCACCGCCACAGUGCUCCUGGUUCUGGAGGAUGAGGACCCCGAGGAAAUGCCCAAAUCCAGCGACUUCUUCACACACCCUCCUGAGCGGUCAGACCUUACCCUUUACCUCAUUGUGGCCCUCGCAGCCGUCAGUCUGUUAUCCUUAGUCACCUUCACCUUCCUGUCAGCUAAGUGCCUUCGGGGACAGGCAGAUGGGGAGGGGGGCGGGGGCGGGUGUUGCAAGCGCCAGGACUCGCCCUCCCGGGAUUACUACAAGCAGUCCAGCCCCAACCUGCAGGUGAGCUCGGAUGGCACGCUCAAGUACAUGGAGGUGACGCUGCGGCCCGCGGACUCGCAGAGCCACUGCUACAGGACGUGCUUUUCACCGGCCUCGGACGGCAGUGACUUCACCUUUCUAAGGCCCCUCGGCGUCCAGCAGCCCUCAGCCCUGGCGCUGGAGCCCGACGCCUUCCGGUCCCGCUCUAACACGCUGCGGGAGCCGAGCCAGCAAGCCCCACCCAACACGGACUGGCGUUUCUCUCAGGCCCAGAGACCCGGCACCAGCGGCUCCCAAAAUGGCGAUGAAACCGGCACCUGGCCCAACAACCAGUUUGACACAGAGAUGCUGCAAGCCAUGAUCUUGGCCUCUGCCAGCGAAGCCGCUGAUGGGAGCUCCACCCUGGGAGCAGGCGCUGGCACCAUGGGCUUGAGCGCCCGCUACGGGCCCCAGUUCACCCUGCAGCACGUGCCCGACUACCGCCAGAAUGUCUACAUCCCUGGCAGCAACGCCACACUGACCAACGCAGCGGGAAAACGGGAUGGCAAGGCCCCGGCAGGUGGCAAUGGCAACAAGAAGAAGUCUGGCAAGAAGGAGAAGAAGUAAUGUGGAGGCCAAGCCUGGAGCCACUGGGCCGCCUCCCCCCAACCAGCCCAGCCUCUCCCUACCUGGAUCCAGGACUGGGAUUUUCAGGGCUCACCCCCAGGAUCCUGGUGGGGCCCAGGCCAUGCUCCCCUUGGGAAACAGAAACAAGUGCCCAGUCAACACCACCCUUUCUGUCCCCAGGGGAUUGAAUAUGCAAAGGGAGUUCUGCUGGGAACCCCCAUCCAAUCAAUUGCUGUGCCCAUGGGGGUAGGGGGGUUAGUGUAGACAUCAUUUAUCACACCCGCUUUAGUUAGAGCUGAACUCCUCCAUCUUCCAAAUUCAAUCAGGCCCAAACGUCCCCUGCCUCCCUCCUACCUAUGCCACCCCAGCCCACUCUUUUCACAGCUCCUCUUUUUUGAGUAAGGUGGUUGGGGUGUUGAGGUACCUGGUGACCUAAAAAGGCUCAUAAUUCUGAAGAGUUGAAAGGGCAUCAUGACCUCUUGGCCUCUCCUUCAAUUCUGAAACUCCCCCAAAGCAUGGUUUGGUGCCAGUCCCUUCGCCUCCUUCCAGAGCCCGAGUCCAAGCUCAAGUUUUGGGAGACAUGGUCGCCAUUCCAUGGUAGUGAUGCUGGCUGGAUUUAGGGAGGGCAUUUUGCUACCAUGCCUCUUCCCAAUGCUCUAGGGACCAGUUUUUUUGUUUUGUUUUGUUUUGUUUUUCAUUGUUUGAUGUUUCCACUGCAUGCUGUGACUGCCCCCUCCCCAAACAAGAGACUCCAUUGCAUGUUCCAAGACCGUAUAUGGUGGUAAGGUAAAGAGGGAAGGGUGUGUAUGUGGAUGGGGGGAGGGAGGGUGGAUAAAUCUUGACCCAUUAGUUAACAGGGUCUUGCAGGAGGCUCAGUAUGUUCCCAGGGUACUGACCAGAUCCCCAAAUUCCAGCCAUAAACCAGGCACCAGGCUGAGCCCUCAUCUCCCACAUACACACAGGGCUCCACCCAAGCAGCCAGCUUUGGGCUGAGCUACCAGCACCAAUGGAUUUAAACUGGCAUUGCAGUCCAAGGAAGUUCUGAGCAGGUUUGGGACCGGGUUCCCUGGAGAGGUCAGAGGGGCUCUGUGGGUGCUGGGUACUCCAGAGGUGCCCCCUAGUGGAACGAUCAGUGUGUCCCCUCCCUCCUACCCCAGCAGGAAGGGAGGGCCAGCUAGGCCAUUCUUGGUCCCUAGGUUGAGGAGGCAAGGGAUUAGAGUAGGGACCAAGUGGACAGAAAUUCUCAGCCCAGGAUCAGGCUUCUCCACGGGGCCCCUGCAUUCCCCAAGCCUUGGUCCUUCACCUUGCCAGGUGCCAUCUCUUCUCUGUGAAGGCCACUGCCCAGGCCCUCAGUCCACCCCCUAGUGGCCAGAGCCUGGUUCAAGUCCCCAGUGCCUCCUUGUGCAUAAACCUUCCUCCGGCACCCCACUUCUGCCUCCCUCUCCCCAGUCCCGUUCAUCCAGCGGGCUGUGCUAGAACCCCACCCUCGUCCUUACUGUAGUGUAGAGACUCCCUGCCCCCCUCUUUGGCUGGUGUAGAAUAGCCAAUAGUGUAGUGCGGUGUGCUUUUCCGUGAUGGCGAGUGGGCAGCGGGCGGCGGGCUCCGCGCAGCCGUCUGUCCUUGAAUCUGCCUGCGGUGGCCGGUGCUGUGUUUUGUGCUGUGUCCACGCACUGCGGCGACCCCCUCCCUGGUACUGACUCCUAUAAGCGCUUCUCUUUGCAUAGUCACGUAGCUCCCCAUCCCUUUCCUGUGUCUCACGCAAGUUUUAUACUCUAAUAUUUAUAUGGCUUUUUUUCUUUGAAAAAAAAAAUAAAAAGGUUUCUUCUGAAA
Molecule: messenger RNA, 6051 nt
Organism: Myotis davidii
Lineage: Eukaryota; Metazoa; Chordata; Mammalia; Chiroptera; Vespertilionidae
Product: protocadherin gamma-C4
Exons: 4
Coding region: 1387-4221 (944 amino acids)
Biological process (GO): homophilic cell-cell adhesion
Cellular component (GO): plasma membrane
Molecular function (GO): calcium ion binding
Source: RefSeq, a predicted model, not a curated record